Molecule: messenger RNA, 1542 nt
Organism: Polistes dominula (European paper wasp)
Lineage: Eukaryota; Metazoa; Arthropoda; Insecta; Hymenoptera; Vespidae
Product: dexamethasone-induced Ras-related protein 1
Biological process (GO): signal transduction
Molecular function (GO): GTPase activity; G-protein beta-subunit binding; GTP binding
Source: RefSeq, a predicted model, not a curated record
CAACGAUGGCGAUACCCAGGGGGUCCAAGAGAAAUGGCAGCAUCCACGACGAUCGAUCGAUUGUCGAAGGCCACAUCGAAAACCCAACUUAAUCGGCCUCUUGUAUCUGUAUCAAAUCUGGAGGCGUGUCGCCGACUUCUUUGUUGCGUGGAGAGGGCGUGCGGAAGCAGAAAUACGAUUGACGAGAACGAACAUAAGAUCAAUCUUGGUCGACGUGGUGCACAAGCGGGCCCCGAACUGGAGGGGCCCUCUGGUGCCGAAGAUGGUAUCCUUCCCAUCACCGUUAGUCCCAGUCCAGCUUCUACAUCAUCGCAGGAGGAUGCAUGCAAACCACCACCACGCAAUUGCUAUCGUCUCGUCAUGCUUGGUAGCGCUAGGGUCGGCAAGACCGCCAUUGUAGCACGAUUUUUAUCCAACAAAUUCGAAGAGAGUUAUACACCCACGAUCGAGGAUUUUCACAGGAAGCUUUAUAGAAUCAGGGGCGAAGUGCAUCAACUUGAUCUCCUGGACACCAGCGGAAACCAUCCCUUUCCUGCCAUGCGACGAUUAUCCUUCCUAACCGGAGAUUUGUUUGUGGUGGUGUUUAGUAUGGAUUGUCGAGAAUCUUUCGAGGAAGCAAUCAGAUUGCGAGAAGCUAUCAUCGAAACUAAGAUAAGCGCUGCCCAAGGUGUAACCAAAAGUAGAAACAAGAGUCAUUACAGCUUAAAGGUUCCUAUGGUCAUUGUGGGAAAUAAAUGCGAUAAGGAUACAAAAAGCGUCACAAUUGAGGAAGCCGAGGAGUAUUGUGCGAGUCAGGACGACUGUUGCGUUUUCGUCGAAGUUUCCGCCAAACGAAAUUACCACGUGGACGAACUUUUCUAUCAGCUUUUCGUCGUAGCCGGUUUGCCAUUAGAAAUGGCACCGAAUCAUCAUAGAAAAGUUCCUCUUACUUUUGGCUCACCCACCAUGCUACCACCAUCGCAGCCAAAGCACAAGGCAACUUUGAGCAUAAAGCGUCGAUUAAGCGACGCCUGCGGCGUCGUGGCGCCUAACGUGCGACGACCCAGCAUAAGGACGGACCUGAUGAUCAUGCGAACGAAGACGUGCUCGCUCGCGGCAGCAAACGAAAACAACACACCUGGAUCGAGAAUCAUUUUGAGAUCUACCGAAGUCGGCAGAACCUGUUCAAUUCAGUGAUACUCGCGCUAAAUUAAAUACCCAAAUAACGAAUCGAAAUAUUCGUCGAAACGAAAUAAUGGAUAAAGAAAGAGACCGAGAGAGAGAGAGAGAGGGAGAGAGAUUAAGCUUUUAAAUAAUGAACGAUUCUCCGCCUAAACGAAAGGAUAUUUGCAAACUAUAAAUAAUAAAAGAAAAAAGAAAUCAAUAAAAAUAUUAUAAAAAGGGGGAAAAAAAAACCGACCACGCUGCUCGCCUUAAUUAAUUAAUUAAAGCACUAGUGUAUUUAACGUAGUGUGUCCGAAGGUAAUAUGCCUGAUUAAAAUAAUAAUGAGCACACGAUAAGAAAAAAAAAAAGUAAAAUAAAAACAAAGCAAAAAAAAAAAA